Molecule: messenger RNA, 676 nt
Organism: Equus caballus (horse)
Lineage: Eukaryota; Metazoa; Chordata; Mammalia; Perissodactyla; Equidae
Gene: S100A10
Product: S100 calcium binding protein A10
Cellular component (GO): cytoplasm
Molecular function (GO): transmembrane transporter binding; calcium ion binding; calcium-dependent protein binding
Source: RefSeq, a predicted model, not a curated record
CUCCUCCCGCCUCCCCCACCCCCACGUACUAAGGCGCCCAGCCCGCCGCGCGUUGCUCACUGGCCGCGCGUCCCAGCCGCCGAGCGUCCCCCCCCCCCCCGCGCCUCCGGCCAAGGUUUCAACAAACCUCACCAAAAUGCCAUCUCAAAUGGAACACGCCAUGGAAACAAUGAUGUUCACAUUUCACAAAUUUGCUGGGGAUAAAGGCUACUUAACAAAGGAAGACCUGAGAGUACUCAUGGAAAAGGAGUUCCCCGGAUUUUUGGAAAAUCAAAAAGACCCUCUGGCCGUGGACAAGAUAAUGAAGGACCUGGACCAGUGCCGAGACGGCAAAGUGGGCUUCCAGAGCUUCUUUUCGCUAAUUGCCGGGCUCACCAUCGCAUGCAAUGACUAUUUUGUAGUACACAUGAAGCAGAAGGGAAGAAAGUAGGCAGCAUUGAGCAAUUCCUCCCACCCUGAGAGGAGCUCUCCCAAAGGGUCGCUUAAGGAAUCUGCCCCACAGCUUCCCCCUGUAUAAGGAUUUCCUGAGCAGAUCGAGACCCUUAGAAAAUGUACAAAUAAUGUCCCGUUCGACAAGCAGAGAAAGAAAAGUCAGUUAAAGCCGGAUAAGCUUUUGAUUUUUGUAUUGCUUGCAUCCUCUUGCCCUCAAUAAACAAAUUCUUUUUUUAGUUCCUAA